UGAACAAGUCGUAGCAGAAAACCUCAAAGCGAAUCAGCUUAUUAUAAACGAAUUAAACGAGACAGAAAUGGACGAAAAAUCUCCUCUCAUGUCGGUGCAAAACAGUACAGAUGAUGCGUAUUCACAAACAAGAAAACAAAGCUCUUCACGACAACCAUUUAUCCAUAAUUCGAUGCAGAACUUACUGGGCAAACCAGAGGAUAUUGACCGUUCAGCAAUUUAUCACAGAUAUAAGUACAUUGCUAAAUUAUCUGGGCACAGUACGCAUAUGAUAAUACCAGAUCACAUGCUACCAGUAGAAGUGUUUCUUAUAUUCCAAGGCAAUGUACAAAACAAGCAGAGCAGUAUUAUCACAAUUUUCUCAAUUUGGAAUACCAUGAUGGGAACAUCUAUAUUAAGCAUGCCUUGGGCUCUAAGCCAGGCAGGAUUUGGCUUUGGCCUUGGUCUUAUGCUUGUCAUAGCAGCAAUUUGUUUAUACACUGCUUACCUGAUUCUUAAAUCAUCACAACCAUUUGUCAAACAUGGUGAAAUGGUGGAGUUUGGUGACAUUUGCAAGCAUCACUUUGGACGUGCUGGAGAGUUUGUUGCUACGUCUUUUUCUAUCACUGCCAUUGGUGGAGCUGCCAUUGUGUUUUGGGUUUUGAUGUCCACAUUUCUUUACAAUAGUGGCAGGUUUAUUCAUGAAAGUUCCUUGGGUGCUUUUCCCAAUAAUCAAUCUAGUACUGAAGUUCUGUGCCCAUUGCAUGAACAUGCAAAUACAUCAGAUGUUAUUCCAAACUCUCUAGUCCAUGCAGACAAGUCUUCUUUUUACAAGAUUUGGAAAAAAAGAGAAACCAUACCAUUCUUUCUUAUUCUAUUGAUGUUACCUUUAUGCAGUAUAAAGUCACCAACGUUCUUCACAAAAUUUAACUCUUUAGGCACUAUAGCUGUUAUCUAUAUUGUCAUAUUUGUCAGUGUAAAAGCAUCAAUUUGGGGAAUCAAUAUGGACUUCUCUAGUGCUACCCGAAUACCAGAAUUCAAGAUUCAGUUUCCUGCUUUGACUGGUACUUUAACUUUGGCAUAUUUCAUUCACAAUUGUGUGUUGUCUAUUAUGCGUAAUCAAAAAAACCCCAAAAAUAAUUCACGUGAUCUCAGCAUAGCUUAUCUACUGGUGGCAUUUACUUAUAUCUUUGUUGGUUCAAUGUUUUACGCUGCUUUCCCAAUUGAAAAAUCAUGUAUAAGUCAGGUUUUCCUGGAUAAUAUGCCAGCAAGUGAUGGCAUGGCAUUUGGUGCUCGUAUUGGUCUGUUCUUUCAGUUAGUCACAGUGUUUCCUCUCAUUGUUUAUAUAGUCAGAGUACAAUUUAUGCUUUAUGUCUUCGGGAAAUCAUAUCCUGGACCACUGCACGUUUUUGUUUUGAAUGCUGUUAUUAUUGCUUGCUGUGUUACGUGUGCUUGUCUUUAUCCCCAUGUUGGCACAAUUAUAAGGUUUGUUGGAUCUCUCAGUGGACUGGCUUACAUAUUCACAUUACCAUGUUUGGUAUAUUUAUAUAACAGGCAUAAGGAACAGGGAAGUCUCUCAUGGCUAAGCAUUGUAAUACAUUCAUUCAUCAUGCUACUGGGUGUACUGAAUUUAAUAUCACAAUUUCUUAUAUCAUGAUUCUGUAGACAUUGGUAUAGAUUAUUUUAUUAUCUUAUUAUUUUAUUGGGAUGGGAUUUUCUGAAGGUUUUACCCAGGAAUAAUUAUAAUAUUACAGAUUAUAUAAAUUUGUAAAUGUGGCCUAAAAUGUUCAUUUUUGUAAUUAUAAGUUUUUUAACUCAAUAAAGACUUAACAAACAGUGUAUAGACAACUUUAUAUAUCACAUGACUGUAGCAAAAUGAGAUACGUUACUUCUCAUAUUUUGGUUCAAUGCAAUCCCUGAGAAACAAACUAUAGCAUUCAGUCAAUUGCAUACACCUAAUUGACAUAACGUUGUCGGGUCCCAAAAGAUGAUUUCGUUAAAGCUAACAUCAAAGAGGAUUUUCAGAACCCAGAAAUCUAACUAACAUUGCCGAAUUAAACACGUUAUAUUAUUAUCAUUACUCAUAGAGAAGAUCACUUUAUUCACUGAAGGCAAUCUUCUGUCACUAAAACACUGUUAUAUUCAUAAUAUUUGUUUUCCCAUGAUCCCUUUCAGUCUUAGCUUUGCUAGUGUAACCUUUUCGAAUCCGACUACGUUUUUUCAAUUAGGUAUAUUUACAUUAUUAUACUUGAAACAUGGAAAGUGACGUCAUUAUCAUGUCACUGGUCUGCUGUAGCCUUAGCAUUUAAGAGAACUGAUCCCUUGGUUCUCAUUCAUUCACAAGCUUUAAUGACAACGUUGAUAAUUAUACAUGAUGACAUUAAAAGAUAUAUUAUGCAUAACAAUAUGACAUGCAUGAAGACAGUACGUAACGCUGUUGUAAGUUGACACGUUAAUUGAAUUUGUGAGUAGGUGGUUACACGAUUUAGUGGCUCGUUCUAACAGGCUCUCCUUUUUCCGCUUAUUCCCUUCCGUUUUCCCCCAUUCCCCCAUCCCCUAGAGCCACUACACAGGCUUAGCAAUGCUGUCGACGAUAUCCACUAUGAUGAUAAUCAAAAGAAACAUUGUACUUUGGUGCAAAAGGAAUACCGGUAUAUCAAAAAAGAUAAUGAAAAAGUUUGCAACUACUUUCUUGGACUAAAGAAACCAAAGAUAACUAGACGCUCUUGGAGCAUGAAGUCGGACUAGC
This is a messenger RNA of Exaiptasia diaphana, 2728 nucleotides long. Its product is annotated as sodium-coupled neutral amino acid transporter 9 homolog. The transcript has 14 exons. Gene Ontology annotation, molecular function: amino acid transmembrane transporter activity. Bases 68 to 1636 code for a protein of 522 amino acids. The record is from RefSeq and is a predicted model, not a curated record. Gene Ontology annotation, biological process: amino acid transmembrane transport. Lineage: Eukaryota; Metazoa; Cnidaria; Anthozoa; Actiniaria; Aiptasiidae.